CAGCGAGGCCCGCGCGUCACGUGACGCGGCCGGCUGCGGCCCGCCCCCCGCGGAACGGAGCAAAGGAUUAUGGCACAGGCUCAGGGUUUGGGAAGGAGAUACAUUAAAGCCUUUUUUAAAGGUUUCUUUGUUGCCGUUCCUGUAACUGUGACUUUUCUGGAUAGAGUUGCCUGUGUCGCAAGGGUGGAAGGAGCAUCAAUGCAGCCUUCUUUGAAUCCUGGGGGAAGAUAUGCAUCUGAUGUAGUACUCUUGAACCACUGGAGCAUUAGAAAUUAUGAUGUACAACGUGGGGACAUUGUAUCACUGGUGUCUCCUAGAAAUCCUGAACAGAAGAUCAUUAAACGAGUGAUUGCUCUUGAAGGAGACAUUAUUAAAACCAUUGGAUACAAAAAGAAGUAUGUGAAAGUUCCACACGGUCAUAUUUGGGUGGAAGGGGAUCACCACGGGCACAGCUUUGACAGCAACGCUUUUGGUCCUGUUUCUCUUGGACUCCUACAUGCCCGAGCCACUCAUAUUCUCUGGCCCCCCCAGCGCUGGCAGAAGUUGCAGCCGAUGCUUCCUCCGGAGCGCAAACCUCUCCGCCGAGAGCAGGAGUGAUCUGAGCCUUCAGGCAGGAAACCACUGACAGGGAGCUCAACCAGAAAGAGUUCCAGUGGUUGUACAUCACCUGUAAGAGCUUUGCCAGGUGCUCUGACAUCAGCGUCAUCUCAACAAAUACACGUGACAUCUAAAUGUUACAAUGCCACCAGAAAUUCUUUGUGUUUCUUUUGUUUGUUCUAUCGUUUGGUGGGUUUUAAAAAUUUCCAACAUUAGGGCAUUGUAUAUUAAUUCAGUUUGAAAUCAUUGGUUUUAGAAGAACUGAAUGUUCAUUUUUUUUCUGGAAACAGUAACAGGCUUGGCUUAUGUCUGUACCCGUGCAUCUCUGGACAAGAAACUAUUAAAACCUUCAAUAAAUUAUUUUGAUUUUUACAUUCACCUUAUUUCUUUUGUAACUGCCUGGAAAUUAUUAAUAUUGAUUGCAUGUGAAAAAGAAAAAUCACCCAAAACAUACAUACUUUGGAUCGUCCUUUCAUUACUAGUAAUGAGGAAUCAGUACUUCUGUUGGUGAAAAGUUUUUAUUGCAGCUUAAUUCUAUUAUUAAACUGAGUCCCUAUUAUUUA
This is a messenger RNA of Serinus canaria (Common canary), 1160 nucleotides long. It is a transcript of the gene IMMP2L, whose product is annotated as inner mitochondrial membrane peptidase subunit 2. Gene Ontology annotation, cellular component: mitochondrial inner membrane peptidase complex; membrane. The coding region runs from base 70 to 597 and encodes 175 amino acids. Gene Ontology annotation, biological process: mitochondrial respiratory chain complex assembly. Gene Ontology annotation, molecular function: serine-type endopeptidase activity. The transcript has 6 exons. NCBI's taxonomy places the organism in Eukaryota, Metazoa, Chordata, Aves, Passeriformes, Fringillidae. The record is from RefSeq and is a predicted model, not a curated record.